GUUUGUAUUCUUAAUUAUUUUGUUCUUUAUCGUGUGUGGUGAUGAUGGUCGUGGUAGGCGAUGUAUGAAUUUGAAAGCCCAUCGUCUGCAUGUCAGUUAUCAUGUAAACACUCGGCAAUCCCAAGACUACCUCAACAGAUUAUGAGCACAGUAGAAAUCAACCAUGAGUCUCAUUACUGAUUGGGGAAGGGGUACCGCCUACGGGGCAGAGUACAACUGUUACAGUGUAUAAGAUCGAUGAACGUUAGUAUAGACCGUUUAUUCAAUUUGCGAAGCUUUUGUGUAUCACUAACAACGUGGAGUGCAAGUGUCCGUCAAUUAGUUCAACUCUAUUCGGGCAAAAUGCCGUUCGUGCAACCAGAAAGUUUGUCUCGAGUUCCGUGGCCGAGUAACGAAAGUAUCCACGCUGGGAGUUCUCCGAGCGGAUCUCGAAUCCACAGUCCGACAUCUCCCAACUCGUUUUCGCCGAUUUCCACCUCGCCAGACAAUACCCUCAGGAGAAGAAUACGUCGUGCUUCUAGUUUGGGAAGCGUCAUCCAGGAACCCUUCGUAAUCCGGUCGGACGCCAGAGAUUCCAGAAGUCAAAGCCCCGUACUAAGUAGCCAUGAAGAAGAAGACGAGGAUGAUUUCAUGUCAAAAAUCAUCGGCUGGUACCCUUGCUUUCUGUUUCGAAUCGCGAAGGCUAUGGUUCUUGCUAUUUUGCCUCAAACAUGGAGACAACUGAUUUUCGCCUUGCCAAUGCUCUGGAUCUCCAUGUGGAUUUGGUUGUUCACACAACUGAUUCAGCUACCUUUGACGAUUACCAAGAUUUUAUUAUCCAUGAUUUUAUCCAACAACUCUCCAAAAAAGAACAAGAAAAGGACUGUCCUGAUUAGUGGGGGGAGUACCAUCCAGGCUCUUCACUUGGCGAGAAACUUCCACUCCGCUGGAGCGAGAGUAGUGGUGUGUGAAGUGGAAGGACUUUUUUCCCUGACGAAGUAUUCAACUGCGGUAAGCAAGUUCUACACGGUUCCAAGACCUACCAGUGACCAACAACAGAAGUACGUGAGAGCUCUUUGCGAAAUCGUAGACAGAGAGCAAGCUGUCUAUUAUAUUCCAGUUGCAGCCACGACUUCAGCAUACUACGACGCUGUGGCCAAGCCUCACCUGGAACUGCUGGGAUGCUCUUGCUUUUGUCCUGGAAUCAAAGAAGUAUGGGUGUUGGACGACACGCUGGAGGUGCUGAAACGCUGCCAGAAGUUCAACAUCCCCACACCUAAUUACCACGUGGUUACCUCAAGAGAAGACGUUCACAGAUUGUACGACACCGGUACUAUAAGGAGAGGUAUUCAUGUAAUGACCACUGCUGGACCUAGAGGUCUUCGAGAACGCUCAAAGAUCUUGCUACCCCUGUCAAGGAAUGACUUGAAGCUACCCAACGACAUCAGCGAGCAGAAGCCUUGGGUGGUGGUUCAGAACCUGGAGGGCGACAACUAUCUGACGUGCACUACAGUGAAACAAUCUAACGUCAUAGCCAAUGUUACUUGCAAGAUAAGCAGCACCGAACUGAUCCCCGAAGAGAACAGAGAGAUAAACCAGUGGCUCGCAAAUUUUUUCAGUAAAAUUAAUCUGCUGAGGCCGAUAUCUGGACAUGUAAGCUUCAGGUUCGUGAAGUGCAAGGAAACUGGCACGUUGAUACCUUUGAGCAGCAGAGUGGGGGUGUCGCUGCCUUACGUUUGCUACACCACUGUUCAUCCAAGGCUGGUAUGGAGGCCUUGCAAGCAUUUCAGUCGUUCGAAUUCCGGUCCCUUGGUCAAUGGGAACGGAGUGUACAAAAUGCCGGACAGCGUAUUGAAAACUGUACACAAUCCGUCCAUAGAGAAGGUAACCAGGCUGAUUGGUACUGUCUUGGACAGGCGGGAGGCCAUAUUCGCUAUGCAUGACCCGCUACCUUACUGCGCCUAUUACCACAUGCAGUUACCUUUCAAAAAUGUCUUGGGGUUCAUGCAGAGGCAGCAGAACAAUUUCCCUAGACCGAUGACGGCUGGUGUGAGAUAGAGUGCAGAUUUGCGUCUAUGGGAGAGAGAUCUCUGAGCCUGAUGUGAUAGAGACAAUACGUAGGUUACUGAAUUUAUGAGUGGAAUUAUAUCAUAUUUAUUUCAAUGAGACUUGUUGCCAAAUGUAGGUCUUUUCUUUGUUGAUAGAGACGAGUCUUGUGCGAAUGUUGAACAAACAUGUUAUGAAAUUAUUUUAUUAAUAGUCUUAAUCUCGUUUUCUUCAAGAUGUGUUUGUAUUUAUCUUUGCAAACUUGCGUUAUAUUGCAGUGAUUGUUAUAACGUCUGACUAUAUAUUUUUAUGGGAACAUAAAAAAUGAUGUAUGUUACAUUAGCUGACAGUGACAUUUGUAAGAUUUAUAUUUCAUAGUAUGACUCUGAUGUUUUUACUCUUUGAAAAUUACUCCGGGCCCAAUGUAUGCAAUUGGUCAAUAUUUGUUGUUAUAAUUGUUAAUAAAAAAUUUGACCUUUA
Molecule: messenger RNA, 2505 nt
Organism: Leptinotarsa decemlineata (Colorado potato beetle)
Lineage: Eukaryota; Metazoa; Arthropoda; Insecta; Coleoptera; Chrysomelidae
Source: RefSeq, a predicted model, not a curated record